AUGUCCGCAGAGCUCGAGACUGCACAGCAUGCGGGGAAGCCUCAUCCCCAUCUCUCUUUCCUCACCGAGCCAACCGGCGAUUCCGCCAUUGACUCCGACCUGCAAUACAUACGCGAGCUGAACUGGGCCGAUACCGCUCCUGGCCCCAUUGCAGAAUGGCCACGCGAACUACUGGUCCUCAUCAACCUGGCCAUGCUCAGCCCGCAGCCACAAAUUUUCCUAUUGGGGCGUGACUCGAUAAUCUUAUACAACACAGCUUACGGCAGACUGCUCCGCGACUGUCAUCCGCUCUACCAAGGCCGGCCAAUCGCCCUCAACACAGCCAUGAUUGGCCAAGGCCAGGCCAUCCUAACCAUCGCCCAGCACGCCCAGGACGGCUCUGCCCUCGACCAACACCACACGCCCUUUUUCUUCCCACAGCAUGGCCGUCUCGAGGAGGUCUUCCUCUCGGCCACAAUGGUAAAACUGCCUCUCUCCCUCGACGGCUACCAUGUCACAGCAUACGACACCACCAAAGACGCUUUGCAAAAUCGCCGCGAGCAAUCGCUCGAGCACAUCCGCGGCGCCUCCAUGGAUGCACCAGAUCCACAUGCCCUGUGGGCCUCGCUAUUGAAUGGCAUAUCGAGCGGUGACGGCGACAUUGCAUUUGCCGCCAUAUAUCACGCCGACAAUACCCUUGUGCGUGAAGAGACAGGCUUCAUAUCAAAUCACAUUAGUGCCCAAGACUUUGUACUUGCUGGCACGGUUGGCGCCUUCGCAUCCCCACUUCCAUCCCACAUCAAGCGCGGCCAGGGUCGAGCCUGGAUCAAGAGCAUUUACGAGACAGUCGAUAUGCGCGCUCCGCAGCUUCUCCGAGCAGCAGACGGUACCCUGCCGCCAGAGAUGUGCCAUGCGUCCAGGGAACGGUGUUAUGGAGAUGAUUGCCUAGAGGCCAUUGUUUUACCAAGCGUCAUGGAUAAGUCCGCAAGCGUCCACGCCGUCAUGAUCAUUGGGCUGGCGCCACGAAGUCCCUAUGACAGCUCCUAUCAAGCGUGGGUACAAACACUCCAUCAACACUUUUGCAGCAGUGUCGCAGCAGUCACCAUGGCCGAGGCCAGGAAACUAGCCCACGAAAAUGACCAAAAACGCAUAGCCAAGGAGAGGGAAAUGUACGCCAAGGAAGUUCACUUGAAGCAACAAGAGGCUGCUCUAGCAACAGGCAAAGUGCAGCGAAUGCUGCAGAUAAUGGAUGCCGCCAGCAUCGGCUUCUUCGAGUGCAACCCAUUGGGAAAGCUGAUGCAGACUAAUGAUGCAUUCUGCAGUAUUAGCGGUUGUUCCAGCGACCCCGAUGUACAGAAUCAGACGAGGCUAUUGGAGCUUUGCGAGCAAGAAGAUCAGCUACUACUGACAGCCCAUUGGCACAGCUUAACUAGUGGCCAGCCAUCGACAUUCUCAACAACGUUCCAGCCUCGUGGCCAAGAGAAAAGAUGGGUCCAGAUAGCCUGCGUUCCUGUCAUUGAUAGUGCAAGCGGUGUUGUGAGCAUCACAGGGUGUGUUACGGUGCUCGAGAGCCAGAAAAGCAUCCAGCACGACACCUUAGCCCAGCGCUCUGGCUCUCAGGAGCCCGCUCGCUUGAGUGAAUUUCGUCUGUUGAACAUUAUUGACAAUGCGCCCAUGGGUGUCCUCAUAUUCGAUCAAGACGGAGUACCCUCGUUCGUCAACAAAACCUGGUUUCAGAUGACUGGCCACCCUUCCGUGUCAGUCAAGAGUGUUGAUUUCCGAGCCAUCAUUUUGCCCGAGGACGUCUCGGAAUUCAAUGUGCGCAUGGACGAGAUAUCACGAAGCGGCAAGUCUGUUAGCCUCCAACUGCGACUUAAACGCUUGAAGAGAACACCCCAUAGCUCGGAGCAGACAUGGGUGAAGCUCACUGCCACUCCGGAGAUGGUGGGCAGUGAGGGUGUACAUAUUACGACUACCAUUGUGGAUAUUAGCGAAUUCAAAACCGCCGAAGCUUUGCAGCGAACAGAGAUUCAGGAAGCCGUCGAAGCCAGGCGCCAGCAGGAAAACUUUGUUGAUAUGACUAGUCACGAGAUCAGGAAUCCCCUCAGCGCAGUGAUGCAUUGUGCAGACUCUUUGGCAAAUUCGCUUUCCGACAUGAAGCUACUGCUUGACCAGGUAAAGUAUCGAGUGACAUCCGAGGCAAAUAAAGCCGCCACCACGAAGCGGCUUCAGGAAUGUACCAGCAACAUGACCGAGGCUGUCGACACCAUCAUGUCGUGUACCGUGCAUCAGAAACGGAUCAUCGACGAUAUCCUUUCGCUCUCAAAGCUAGACUCUAACCUGUUGGAAAUAUGUCCUUCUGCUUUCCAGGUGAGGAGCUUCCUCGACCAGGUCGAGAGCACGUUCAGGCUCGAAGCUGCCCAGGCUGGCGUCAUGUUCAGGACAGUACCUGACCCAUCUCUGAGCGAACUUGGGAUUGACUGGAUCGAAGCCGACUCUGGACGAAUCAUGCAGGUGCUUGUGAACUUGGUUGUGAAUGCUAUCAAGUUUACAAAAGAUAGUGCAGGAAGCAGGAAUGUCACAGUCUGCAUUGGCGCUUCUUAUUCGCGUCCUGCGGAUGUGUUUGUCGAUCUCAUGAUGGUGGCGUCGCCAUCGCCAUCGCAGCAGAACGAGGCGAACGCAGCUACAGCAAAGGACGGAAAGGAGCUCUACCUGUGGUGCAGCGUAAACGACACCGGCUGUGGCAUGGACUCGACUGCCAUGAAACGCAUCUUCUCUCGGUUCAUUCAAGCGUCACCAAAAACAUACAGCAAGUACGGCGGCUCCGGCCUAGGUUUGUUCAUCAGUCGGAAGCUAGUAGCUUUGCAAGGCGGGGAAAUUGGCUUUUCAUCGCAGGAGAACGUAGGGUCAAGGUUCGCUUUCUACGCCAAGGCUUCGAUCGCAGCCCCGCCGGAUAACGGGCUUAGCGCCUCGAUCGAUGGGUCCGCCGGAUUCAAGGGCGCCACAUUUCAACAUUCCGCUACCGCGUCCAGGGACUCUCAGUCACAAGGCACGCCACAGCUUAGUGUUCUUCUCGUGGAAGACAACUUGGUAAAUCAGCGCGUCUUGAAGAAACAGCUGCAGCAACAUGGCUACAUUGUUCACACAGCCGACAAUGGGCAAGCCGCUCUGGACUUUGUCAAAUCUACAAGGCACUGGAAAGACCACGCUGGUACCGCCGCUUCCAGCCCAAGCAUCGAUGUCAUUCUCAUGGAUGUGGAAAUGCCCGUCAUGAACGGUCUCCAAUGCGCAGGUAUACUACGCGCUGCAGAAAACAGCGGACAGAUUAACAAGCGUUUGCAAAUGAUUGCUGUGACUGCGAACGCAAGGCCGGAGCAGCUGAAGCGGGCUACGGAUGCGGGCAUGGACGACGCGAUCUCCAAACCGUUUCGAGUGAAAGACCUGGUACGCGUCAUAGAUCGGGUGGGCGCCCUGGAGCGGAAUGACAGCCUCGCAUCAUGCUCGUAA
Molecule: messenger RNA, 3486 nt
Organism: Exserohilum turcica Et28A
Lineage: Eukaryota; Fungi; Ascomycota; Dothideomycetes; Pleosporales; Pleosporaceae
Exons: 5
Coding region: 1-3486 (1161 amino acids)
Biological process (GO): phosphorylation; phosphorelay signal transduction system
Molecular function (GO): phosphorelay sensor kinase activity
Source: RefSeq, a predicted model, not a curated record